Aspergillus calidoustus is the source of this 1401-nucleotide messenger RNA. The record is from the annotation of a GenBank genome assembly. Lineage: Eukaryota; Fungi; Ascomycota; Eurotiomycetes; Eurotiales; Aspergillaceae.
AUGGAAGUCUGGCCCACCCGCCAUGAUUCCCUCCACCACCAACACCAACGCCAGGCAUCUCCUCCUCCCCCCUCGCUUCCUCUUCCCUCCCAGAGCUCUCCAACCCUCCCCAUAGAGUCUCUGGCCGGUUAUCCAGGUGUCUUAUCUCUGCACAAUUACCGUAAAUCCCUCUCGCGCACCCAGCAGCGCCGCGACGCUCCCGACGGCCAGGAAGGAAAGACGCUCAGGCGCAAGAACGCCGCUGCGAACCUUAACAAGACAACGACAACGCCCACAGCUCAAAUGGGAACUCUCUGCCAGCAGAAUGCAUACUACCAUCCGUUCGCUGCGUCUUCGACGACAUCGAGUCCUCCGCCGCCGCUGUCGCCGUCUUAUUCUCCCAGUGCGCUGAGUGAUCAAUUGUCUGACUUGGCGGAUGAGUAUAGAUAUCAAUUGUCUCCAGUGAUCGAUGUCGGCAGCUACGAUGGGAUGAUGGGCGAAAAGCAAAGCCCAUAUAAACUCCUGGACACUUUUCGCGAUCGACUCGAAAAGUUUCCCGACCCGGAAACCCCGGAUAUCGUCGGGUUUCACGGUCACAGCAGGGCUCGGUCAGACUCGGUUCUGUUCAAAACCCGGCGGGCGAGGAAACCGCCCGCAACGGCUACUGUGGUACAUCAGGGAACGUCGUUUGAGAUUCUGAAUCCGCACGAAUCUCUAGACUUUGCGCGGAUAGUCUCAUAUAUAGAGGAUGUCGAUAGCCAUUCGGCCAGUAAUUAUCAACGAGAUUCUUACCUCCAUAGCUCCGAUGGCUCUCAUACGAUUCACGAAGACAUUAUUCAAGAAGAGUCGGUGGCAGGGGAGGCUCCAUACGAUGCACCAUGCGAGGACUUCAAUGAAGAUGAAGAAAAAGCUCACGACGCCCUCGUCGGUGACUCACCUCAUCACCCAAUGCCAUCGAUCUCCGAGCGACUCGAAGAACAAGAGGUCGAAUCAUGCUAUACCCCCAGCGUCCGACCCAUGUCACGACCCUUGUCCAUGGUACGACCCUGGACAGCGCACAACGUAAUUGACAUCGGCGAACCUGGGCCCAUGAUCCGCGACGACGAAGACCUCCCUCCUGCACCUUUACCACAUACAACAGACAUAGACCCCAUUCAACUCGCCGCCUUGUACGAUAUCGGCCGCCUCCCCGAGCAAGGCAAAGGAACCGAUAACCCCACCGCCGUCAUCUACAGCGAACACCCGCCCCUCCGCAAAAAAUCCACCAUGACUCGCAAAAAGCGCAAGGCGCAAAAUUCCUCUUCUUCUUUCUCGUUUUCGCCGUCCGCUGCGGCUGCGACUGCGUCGGCGCCGUUGCGGCGGUUGCGAGGGAUCGCCCAGUCCCUCCGUCGAAAGACGUUUCCUAGGGCUAGCAUGUCUUAG